This is a messenger RNA of Bufo bufo (common toad), 984 nucleotides long. It is a transcript of the gene PSMA2, whose product is annotated as proteasome 20S subunit alpha 2. Bases 109 to 813 code for a protein of 234 amino acids. Lineage: Eukaryota; Metazoa; Chordata; Amphibia; Anura; Bufonidae. Gene Ontology annotation, cellular component: proteasome core complex, alpha-subunit complex; proteasome core complex. The record is from RefSeq and is a predicted model, not a curated record. Gene Ontology annotation, biological process: ubiquitin-dependent protein catabolic process. The transcript has 8 exons.
CCGUCAGGCAAUGCGGGCGCGGAUGGGGCGGCGGAAUGUGACAGGGGUGACGUAGUGACGUGGGACGCUGUUGCCGUGCUGCUCUCAUAGAGGAGGAGCGGAGUGAAGAUGGCGGAGCGUGGUUACAGUUUCUCUCUGACCACUUUCAGUCCUUCAGGUAAACUUGUACAGAUUGAAUAUGCGUUGGCUGCGGUAGCUGCAGGAGCACCUUCUGUCGGAAUCAAAGCUGCAAAUGGUGUCGUUCUGGCAACUGAGAAAAAACAGAAAUCCAUAUUGUAUGAUGAGCAGAGUGUACAUAAAGUGGAACCAAUCACCAAACACAUAGGCAUGGUGUACAGCGGCAUGGGCCCGGAUUACAGAGUCCUAGUUCGCAGGGCCCGGAAACUUGCCCAGCAGUAUUUCCUUGUGUACCAGGAGCCUAUACCAACAGCACAGCUAGUACAGAGAGUGGCAUCCGUCAUGCAGGAAUACACACAGUCUGGUGGCGUACGUCCAUUUGGAGUCUCGUUAUUAAUUGCAGGUUGGGAUGAAGAUCGACCAUAUUUAUUCCAGUCCGAUCCUUCUGGGGCAUAUUUUGCAUGGAAGGCCACAGCAAUGGGAAAGAAUUAUGUAAAUGGAAAGACUUUCCUUGAAAAAAGAUAUAACGAAGAUCUUGAACUGGAAGAUGCCAUCCACACAGCAAUCUUAACACUGAAGGAGAGCUUUGAGGGCCAGAUGACGGAAGACAACAUCGAAGUGGGCAUCUGCAAUGAAGCUGGAUUCAAGCGCCUCACCCCUGCUGAAGUCAAGGAUUACUUGGCAGCUAUAGCAUAAAUGACUUCCGGUUGGGGAGGUUGGUUGAUGUAGUUUUUUUUUUCUGCCACUAAAGGAUACAAAAUGGUUUCUUUGCAGAUUUUUUUGCAUACUUUCUUAUUUCUACCUGUCCGACAGAUCUUUUUAAAUAUGACAUGAAUCUAAUCACAAUAAAUGACAUCAAACAGACCA